This is a messenger RNA of Paramecium sonneborni, 847 nucleotides long. NCBI's taxonomy places the organism in Eukaryota, Ciliophora, Oligohymenophorea, Peniculida, Parameciidae. The record is from the annotation of a GenBank genome assembly.
AUGGCAUUCUUGAAUAAAAAGAAUAUUAUAAAUCUAUUGAAAAAACUAUUUAAACAUUACAACGAAUUAAAAAAAGAUAAAUAAAUUAAGACAAGAAUUGUUAUUAAUAUCUCAUUUUUAUAAUUUUUUAGAACAUCAUUAUAAAUAGGCUGAAAAAUAUGUUGAAAUAGCUAUUACGUAUGAUAGAGAUAAUUUUAAAGUUUUCUUUAGUAGAGAAAAUUUCUUUAUGUUAAAAAUGAAUACUUAAUUGCAAAAGAAUAAUAUAUAGAAGCUGGUGUUGAAGGCACUUAUAAUUUGAUUUAUGUCAAUAGAAAAUUGAAUAUGUUUCUUGAAUCUUUAUAAAAAUUAGAUAAACUAUAAACGAUUUUUGUAUACCUAAUGUUUUUAUAUUAAAGGCUACAUUAUAUAAGGACUCUCUUCAAAUAAUCCAAAUGUCUUGGCUAGAUUAGGUUCGUUAUUAGCAAGAGUAUUAUUAUUUAAAAAAUAAUUAAAUAAGAAGUUGAUGAGCCAGCUGCAUAAAUUUACUUCAAGGUAUUUACUUAUUUUUACAAUUAUUAUAGUUAAGGAAAUGAAUAACCAUCUCCAAAAACCUAUUUUAAAUAUAAUCUAGUUUCAAGAUUAAAUUAUCCUAUAAUUUAAAAUUUAAAUUAUUGAAUAUAUCAAUAUAAUUAAAUAGAUUUAUUUAAGUAAUUUAGCAAUUCUUUAUUAAAUAGUCUUUCCAGAAAAUUUAAAGAAUUACAAUUACAAUCAGAUGAAUUUGUAUUUAAAUCAAAUAGUAGUGCUCAUAUAUUAUACAUUUUAGUAAAUGAAUAAUUAGAUUUACCCUUAAUCAUAAAAAAAAGAAUGA